GUGGAGUUGUCCGCGAACAAGAAAACUGAGAACUGAGAGUAACACCGAGUGUAACCCCUCCUCCCUCUGCCCCGGGGUUGCGACUGAUUAGUCAGUCUAGUGAUGACGGCAGCAUGAGCCGGAUGCUGAAUAAGCUUUCCUCUGUCGACCAUCAUCAUCCCCGACUGCGCCCCAGGGUCACGAAGUUACAGCGGCUGCUGCGGAGCUCGUUCACGCACACCGCUGCCCGGCCCUGCACGCCGGCCGUGUGUUACAGUAACUGCGCGGGCGGCGCGUUACAGUGCCGGGGGCACAAGCAUCACAGUGAGGAUGCUGCGGGCAGGAACCGCCAGACAACAUGGACGUUAGUCAAUGACAGCCACACGGCAGUCUGCUCCGUUGGUCAGCAAGUUACUUUGUUGUUGUUGUUGUUGUUGUCCCGCUAACUCUCCUCUCAAAGCACCGCGACCCUUGCUAGUCGGCGGCGAGAGGCGCCAUCAGGCAGCUCCAGACAUGGUCGACCGUUUCCUACAGUGAUGCUGGCUUGCCACCUGCUUCUGCUUUGUCUUAUCGUCAUCGUCACCAACGUGGGCGCGACUUGAGGGACGUGUGGCCGGCUCAGCCCCGCUAUCGUCGUCCAGACUUCAAAGCAGCGGGACAGUGACGUGAAGGAGGAUGUCGACAGCGAGGACACAGAGCUGACGACAGCCCACCAUGCGAGUUGUCAAGAUGGUGAGCCGCCACAAGCUGUGUGGUCUGCUGGUGCUGGGGGGCGCAGGUCCUCUCGCUCUCUUCCUCUACAUCCUGGCCUGGGCACAGAACUACAGCGCCACCACAGAAGGUCUGAGGUCGGUUCACAAACACUUGGAUGGACUAAGUGACACUGGUAACCACACUCUGUACCUUGCCCAAACAGACCGUAUGACACAAAGUUCCCAGGGUGUGCUGGGACAACACAUCCGGCACAUGUGCCACAAACUAAAGAUGUUGUCUGACAAGAGGAACAUCACCAAUCCUGCCAUCUUUGACCACAUCCUCGUGGAUGAUCGUUUCAAGGUGCUGUACUGCCAGGUGCCAAAGGUGGCAUGCUCCAACUGGCGCCGGGUGUUUCUCUACCUGUCAGGCAAAGUCAAGGCUGGCAGCUUGUUGGACCUGAAGUUGUCAGAUGUACACGGUGCCUAUGAUCAGCACCUGACUUACCUGAGUGACCUGACCCCAGAACAGAUCCACUACCGCCUGGACAACUACUACAAAUUUGUCUUCGUACGCGAACCGUUCGAGCGCCUGCUGUCAGCCUACAGGAACAAGCUGGUGGGCCAGACGUCCACAGCACAAUACUUCAAAGAGAAGUUCGGUCGCUUCAUCAUCAAGCGCUUCCGAGACAAGCCACUGGCUGCCAGUGUCAAAGACAGGAUGAGCAGAGACUUGGUGGAUGAGACCGAUGUGAGGUUCACAGAGUUCCUGCACUACCUGGCUGAUCGCAGCAGGCAGGUGCCGCUGAACGAGCACUGGGCUCAAUACAUUCACCUUUGCCACCCAUGCGUGCUGCAGUAUGACUUCAUUGGAAAGUACGAGAACCUGGAUGCUGAUGCACAGUACGUGCUGCGUGCCAUCCACGCGGACCACCUGGUGACGUUCCCUGCACGUGGCACCACCUACCGCCACAACCGCACAGCAGACUACCUCAGCCAUUACUAUGGCGAUGUGCACCCCAGCCUGCUGCGGCGCAUCUACCGUCUGUACCAGCCUGACUUCCUGCUCUUUAACUACUCUGUGCCCAGCAACAUGCAGCAGCUCAUGGACAGGACAUGAACGAGACCCAAGUAUUAUCACCUGCUGUGAUGUUUGUUUUCAUGAUGCAGGGUUUUUUUUUUUUAAUUUUAUUUUUAAAAAGGUUGUCUUUUGGCAGAGAGGUUACUGGUGAUUUCUGACCGCUAACUACAAUAAUGUCGAUGACAUAAGACCACCUUCAUCCAUUCAGUUCCACAGGUUUUGUAACUGUGAUCUGCAUAUUGUGAUCUUCUAAAAAACCUUUUGAAAGACCUGAAGUUUGACUAGCCAAAAGUCACCAACAGGCAGCAACUUGCCCCGAAAAACAUAAAUGGCAGUUUGAGUUAAAUUUGAUGUAAGGUUGUCUGGAAAACUAUUUACAAGUUUCUAGUACAUGUAUAAUAUUAUAGAUUGAAGAGUCAGAGAUGCUUGUAGAACUGCCCAACUGGAGAAUACUGUGCAUUCAAAAUCUCCAGCCAUUAACUGCCGUUUUGGAAAGCAGUCGUGUGUUGUUUUCUUCCGUCCUGGAAACAUGUUUUCACUAUUGUGCAACAAAAUAAAGAUAUUUAUAUACUUUAGUACCUCCUCUCUGCGCCAAGAGAGUGAUGAAAAAAAAGCAUACCGAUACUCAAAUUUAAAUGACUUCAUACAUGAAUUAUGUCAUGGAAAGAGUUUAAUUUAAUUGGAACAUAAUAAUAUGCUUACGUCUGUUUCGUGCUGUUAAUAAACAAAGAAAGAAAA
Messenger RNA from Pomacea canaliculata, 2490 nucleotides. RefSeq names its product carbohydrate sulfotransferase 11-like. Gene Ontology annotation, cellular component: membrane. Gene Ontology annotation, biological process: carbohydrate biosynthetic process. The record is from RefSeq and is a predicted model, not a curated record. The coding region runs from base 694 to 1791 and encodes 365 amino acids. Lineage: Eukaryota; Metazoa; Mollusca; Gastropoda; Architaenioglossa; Ampullariidae. Gene Ontology annotation, molecular function: sulfotransferase activity. The transcript is spliced from 5 exons.